Echinococcus granulosus is the source of this 2193-nucleotide messenger RNA. Its product is annotated as Hepatocyte growth factor-regulated tyrosine kinase substrate. Gene Ontology annotation, molecular function: phosphatidylinositol binding; metal ion binding; ubiquitin binding. NCBI's taxonomy places the organism in Eukaryota, Metazoa, Platyhelminthes, Cestoda, Cyclophyllidea, Taeniidae. The coding region runs from base 1 to 2193 and encodes 730 amino acids. The record is from RefSeq and is a predicted model, not a curated record. The transcript is spliced from 14 exons.
AUGUUUAGGAAUUCUCGUUUUGACAAAUUAUUAGCAAAGUCCACCAGCGAGUUGCUGAUGGAGGCAGAUUGGGAAACGAACCUCACGAUAUGUGAUUUAGUGCGUGGCCAAGAAGUUACGCCGAAGGAUGCAAUCAAUAGUCUCAAAAAACGACUUAAUCCUGAAAAUCCACACGUUUUAAUGCUCGGUCUUUCAGUUCUCGAAGCACUCAUGAAAAACUGCGGUACACCCAUUCAUGAUGAGGUUUUGGGAACUGACUUCGUUACAUAUUUGCUUGAAUAUACACAUACAAACGAGGAGGUUCGCUCGCGUAUAUUCGGAUUUAUCCAGAACUGGGAAUUUGCAUUUAAGAAGAGUGAAAAUUAUCACUACCUUCAUGAGGCAUAUGACGAGAUCAAACGAUCCGGCUAUCCUUUACCACCGUUUCACGAGAGCGAGGCCAUGUUUUCUGCAGAAGUUGCCCCCAAUUGGAAGGAUGGGGAUGAGUGCUUCCGUUGUAAAUCUACCUUUACGACAUUCCGAAGAAAGCAUCACUGUCGGAAUUGUGGGAAUGUAUUCUGUGGAGAAUGCACCACUGGUCGAGCUGGGAUCCCUAAAUACGGGAUCGAAAAAGAAGUCCGAGUUUGCGACAGCUGCCUCCACGACCUUACAAGAUUAGCGGCUAGUGGAGGCAGCAGUGCUGCUCGCAAAAAGGAAAACAAGCAUGGGACCCUGCGCGAAUUUUUAAGUGAGAUGCACCAACAAGAACAGGAACAUCAACAUCAGCAAAGGCUUCAAAAGCAAAAGGAGCAAGCGGCGAAGGAGGCAAAGGAGAAGCAGCUGCGCUUGCAAGAGGAGGAGGAGCUUCAACUGGCUCUCGCCCUUAGUGCCAGUGAGGCGGAAUCCAAGAAAAUGCAGCCGCUGCAGCAACAACAUCAGACACCAUCAGCUUCGCAACAGCAAACGAAAUUGCCGACGUCAUCGUCCGCCACUGUGCCCCCAGCGGCUUCAAUACCACCACCAUCGGAUGCAGCUAGUGAUUUAGCUACUGAGGUGGACCCCGAGUUGGCCCGCUACUUGAAUCGCAACUACUGGAGUGGUCGCGCUGCUGCUACAGAUAGCGACUCCUUUGCCGGCAAUUUUAUCCCCUCGGCGCCCGUCUUGCCGCCUCCUCUCAAUCCGGAAUAUGUUCCCAGUGUGACUGAUCCCUCGAAUGAGAGGCUACAGGAGCUAGAGAGGGCUCUCGUCUCUGUUGAGAUACCACCAGAAGGCAGCGCACUGCCCGAUGUGCCUCCGCUUACCACGGCCAAACAGGAGGAAUUCCUUACUGCUCUUCGCAAGAGUCUAGACGUCUUUAGCAACCGUAUGCGAGUCUGCAGCCAACGCGGCCGACAGGUGGCCACUGAUUCCACUCUUCAGACGCUCUUCAAGACUCUGCAUCAAAUGAAUUUGCAGUUGAUGCAGUACUCCAAUGACUUGGAAGUGAGACGCACCUCUCUGGAGAAACUCCAGGAUCAAACAGCACAGAUACGCGAGGCACGCGAGGCCUUGGACGAUCUUCGUAGGGACUACGCGGAACAGAGGCGACGUGAGGAGGAGGAGGCCCAUCGUCAGCGUCAAAUUCUGAUGAUGCAGAAGGUGGAGGUUUUGCGGCAACAGAAAAGGGAUGCCAUGGAGGCCCAAAGCCGACAGUUAAUGGAACAGUCAAUGGCCUUCCAGCAGCAAUACGGUCAGUAUGGGUAUGCACAACCCACAGUGUAUAACACAAUACCUUCCAUGCCCCCUAUGAUGGCAUACGGUGCUUCUGCCAUGGGGUAUCCUCAAGGCACCGAGUAUUACGCCCAACCACAACAACCUCAGGCACCCUACGAUCCAUCGCUUCAACAACAGCCGCAGCCUUCGGUAGAAAUUGAAAAUCCAACCCCCAAUGUUGCUGCCGCUGUUGUGGCCACCAACGGAAGGGAUGACCAGCCGCCUCGGAUUGAACAGAAACCAGGUGGCACCUUUGACGUGCAAAACAUGAUCCAGUCGCUGCCUGCGCCACUACAACCUCCGGUCGAGUACGUUCAACCUGGCGGUCCUCCGGUGCCCUCCACUCUGAUUGAUCAGAUGCCCGCUCCGCCUUCCGAUGAGUUGGGCUCCUCUUCGCGCGCGGCGGAGGGAGAAAACACCCGGUUAAAACCGCCUACACCGCAACUCAUCUGUCUUGAGUGA